AUGUCAAUGAUUGAAAGGUCAACACAAUCAUGCCGAAAAGCAUUUUACAUUUUACGGCCAUUAGCAAAAGAACCCGUACUAAUUACCAAAUACCGGGCGGUUAACCGUGAGUUAACACGAUGGUUAAAACGGUCGCUGAACGAUUACAAAUCGUUUUAUAUUAUUUCAGACGAUAACUCGUCUCGCAGUUCCACUCCGCCACCAAAUGCUGACAUCCCUAUAAAUACAACUGACACCCCGAAUAACGGUACACCUGGAGAGACUGCCCCAGUACUUAUCGAUGAACUCUCAAUACCAGUACCAGAAAAUAACGCCGAUGCUGAUGCCACCCCGGAACUUGACCCGGAUGUACUUACCGCGCUUGGAGAAGAAAUUGAGGAUAAAAGUAAAUUUGGGGAAGCUAUUCAUCGAAAUCUAGCCCAGCGAUGGGAACCUAUCCUCAAAAAAGGCCUACCAAAAGAAGCAAAGGAGAAGCUGAUGAAGGAGUACCUUAUACCCGAAAAUUGCACUUUAUUGCAAGCGCCAAAAUUGAAUCGUGAGGUAUCGGCCGCUAUAGCUGAGGCAGCCAGGCAACGGGACAAGAAGAAGGAGACUGCGCAGCAGCAAUUAGGGAUUGGCAUAUCGGCUAUUAAUAAGGCUUUGACAUCGAUGCUAACCUCGGAUAAUAAAGUAGAAGCCAUUAAAAUAUUAAGUGAUGGAUGCAGAAUACUUACUGACCUUCACUUUCAAGAGACGCAGGCGCGUAUUAGUGUUAUUAAUUACUCUCUCGCGAAACCAUUCCUUAAUGUUGUCCAAGACAGCGAAAGAGAUGACACGUUGUACGGGAAUAAGUUGGGUGAAAAAAUAAAGGCCUCAAAAACGAUUGAAAAACAAGGCCUUUCUAUCAAAAAAUUUGUAAAGACUUCUAAAAUUACGUCUAAUACAGAACACCCAACACCAGUUCUGCGCUCGCAUUACCAGACCAAACAAACUGGCUCAUACCAGGGAAACUGGACCGGGUCUUCGCGCUACCAUCAGAACAGGGGGGGGCGCCGAGGACCAAGCAGGACGAUUACCCCUGUGACACGCCGGUCUCAAGCGCAACAAUCGUCGAGCACAGCGGUCACGAGCAAAUCGAAAACAACCGCAACUCGUCAGUGAACCAGGUACAACAUGCUGGUAGAAUUUCUUAUUUUUAUAACUGCUGGCUUAAAAUAACAUCAAAUCCUGUAGUCUUAGACUGGAUUCGUUUUGGAUUUUCUAUCCCUUUUGAGUCUCAUGUUAUACAGACACAUGUUCCUUUAUUAUCACGUACAGCCUCCGAAAAUGCAGAUAUGACUGUGGCUAUAAAUAAACUUAUAGAUCUCGGUGCGAUUCGCUCUUGCGAACCUUGUGUUGGUGAGUUCAUAUCGCAAACAUUCUUAGCCCCAAAACCAA
Molecule: messenger RNA, 1416 nt
Organism: Amyelois transitella
Lineage: Eukaryota; Metazoa; Arthropoda; Insecta; Lepidoptera; Pyralidae
Exons: 2
Coding region: 1-1140 (379 amino acids)
Source: RefSeq, a predicted model, not a curated record